This is a messenger RNA of Penaeus monodon (black tiger shrimp), 1121 nucleotides long. RefSeq lists its product as uncharacterized. NCBI's taxonomy places the organism in Eukaryota, Metazoa, Arthropoda, Malacostraca, Decapoda, Penaeidae. The record is from RefSeq and is a predicted model, not a curated record.
UUUUCCUUAAGUAUCUAUUUUUAACUUUUCUGCGGCCGCUUUCCUUAAACGCCCCGACUGCCUACACCACUAUCACUUAAUGCGUGGAAAGAUGUCGUGGCGGUUUUGUGUUCCUGCAAUCUUGCUCGUGGGGGUCAAUUUGGUGUUAGUGACGAUUUUGCAACCGAGCUGGACAAACCCACCCCUUCGUCAGGCACCCGCGGUAGUUCUAGGCGAGGCCGAACACCCCGCAUUAACGAGGAAGUGCUUUUCCUACAGCGGCGUUAAGGCUGAGAACAUUUGCUGCAAAAUGCAUUGGUAUAAGCAUGAGGGCGAUAUUCUGGAGUGCGUUAGAAGAGCAAAUGUGGAAGCACUGGUGUCACGCAGAGCAGGGUCUCCCUCCCUCCCUCCGGAACCUGACGACGUGGCCUUCCUGACGGGGAAGGUCGACUGGGCAUUCCCAGAGGAACCUUCCCCGGACCGGCUGAUCGACGCUGCUCACUGGGUGAUCAUCGGAGACUCGUACAUGAGGUACCUGUUUGACGUCAUAGCUCGUCGCGCCUCUGGACCAGGCUUGCAAUACCGCAUGAGUGAAACCAAGGGCGGCUGGGCCCCGGCUGCCCUCCUUCUCAACGCACUGAGAAACAGAACGAUCCAUGAGGACAUCGAGGUGCGCCACCUGGCAGCCCCGUUUCGCAUCACUUACUACACCGACUUCCUUCUCAAACGACUGCCAGAGCUCAUCAAGCAGUGGGAGCUCGAGCCACACUUGAAACCUUCGGUCGUUGUCAUGGGUACCGGCUUACACUGGAUGCGCGCGGCGAAGACCACAUACGCAGAGUCGGGGCCAGACGCAGCCAUGACGAAUGUUACCAAAUACUUCCGCAGUUUAGUCCCUCAUCUUUCCCGCCUGGCUAAAACCGCGCCCACGAUAUUUAAGCUUCUUGAUGACGUCCAGGAUUCCCAUCUCACGGAGAAUCCCGAGUACAGCGCAGAGAUCUUCCGCCGGUACAACAGCCUGUUCCGAGAGAGCCUGAGGGACACCGGCGUCUUCGUAUGGGACAGCAAUCUGCCUCUUUCCGAAGCCUACACGAAAGAGUGCCUCGUCACGAACGCUAUCACCUACGACUUCAGAUGGAGGU